Pristis pectinata (smalltooth sawfish) is the source of this 2332-nucleotide messenger RNA. RefSeq names its product histone H3.3A. Bases 109 to 519 code for a protein of 136 amino acids. NCBI's taxonomy places the organism in Eukaryota, Metazoa, Chordata, Chondrichthyes, Rhinopristiformes, Pristidae. The record is from RefSeq and is a predicted model, not a curated record. Gene Ontology annotation, cellular component: nucleosome. The transcript has 4 exons. Gene Ontology annotation, molecular function: protein heterodimerization activity; structural constituent of chromatin; DNA binding.
GUCAGCUCGCUGACACGUCAGAGGUAUAAAUAGCAGUGUCGGCGGCGGCUGGCCGAGUCUGGCGGUCGAGAGCGGCGGGGAGAGGUGCUGCUGGAAGCCUGAGGCAGGAUGGCCCGAACAAAGCAGACAGCCCGCAAGUCCACCGGAGGCAAGGCGCCCAGGAAGCAGCUGGCAACCAAGGCGGCGAGGAAGAGCGCCCCGUCUACCGGCGGAGUGAAGAAGCCCCAUCGCUACAGGCCUGGCACUGUUGCUUUGAGAGAAAUUAGACGAUAUCAGAAAUCCACAGAAUUGCUGAUUCGCAAACUGCCCUUCCAGCGUCUGGUGCGUGAGAUUGCUCAAGAUUUCAAGACUGAUCUGAGGUUCCAGAGUGCUGCAAUUGGUGCAUUACAGGAGGCAAGUGAGGCAUACUUGGUUGGUCUCUUUGAAGAUACAAAUCUGUGCGCCAUUCACGCCAAGCGAGUAACCAUCAUGCCAAAGGAUAUUCAGUUGGCUCGCAGGAUACGUGGAGAAAGAGCUUAAUUGGAGCAAAUUCAUUCUAUCACAAUGGACUGUGGGACCUUUUUUAAUAUUGCAAGAUUUACAGAUGGGAUUGUCAGGAUACGAACUUUUAAGGAGUGAUAUGUGCAAAUGGAAUAUGUGGUAUUCGCUGUUUUUAUUCAAUUUUCUAAAGUUUAAUAGGGUGGGGGGGGGGGGAAUUAAGCUGGUUUGGGAGCCCUUGCUGUUAUUUUGGAAAAAUAAAUCUAAACUAGCUGAAUUGGAACAGAUCAGUGUCCACUUGUCAUUUGCAUGAGGUGCAAGUGGGGAAUGCCCAUUGCUCUUCAAGCACUUGAGUUAAGUUUUUAUUUUAUAUUAUACUUGGGUUUUCUAUUAGACUGUUUCCUAGAGCAUUUUGUAUUAGUCAACUGAAGGGAAUGUACUGGGAAAACUGCUUCCUAAAUUCAUUCCAUUGGUAACUCAGGAGGAAUUGUGGUCCUACACCAAGUAAAUUGCAUUGAUAUUUUGUACAUCAAGCUGGAAUGUACAGCUUGGCAGCUAUGUACCUAUUUAUGCAUUGUUUUUUCAUGUUAUCUGUUUUUGGGAGGGGAAGUUAUUAAUUCAUCUUUUAUUAAAUUGUUUAUGGACUCGCAUGUGUUGCUAUUUGUUCUCGUGCAAACAAGUGGUUUUAUGUUGGGGGGAAAUGUAGAUAAGGGCUAGUUUGAAUUCUUGAGUAGAUAGCCUGUGAAUUAACAAUGUUUAGGUGAAUGCCAUUCUGCGGACUUUGUUGGAAGCAGUGGAGUGUUGCUCCUUAAUGAUGUGGGCUUUACUUGCCCAGAGUGGGGCAAUUCACAUUUGGAAAUAGUUGCACAAAUUCUUGUUUUCCCCAUGAUUUUUUUUAGUCCUAUACCACUUUCUUGCCAUCUUUCAGAUUGGAGUGGUAUGAAUUUAGUGUACAGGAUACAAUCCCAUUUAAUGGCACUGAUGCUGACACUGCUAGAUGCAGUAGUGUCUGAGCACUUGCCAAUUGAUUGGAGAUGCUUUGAGGAAUCUUUCCAAGCCCAAAACUGCAAAGAUAGUUGCAGCCCUCUUGCCACUGCUUCCAACAGCACUCAGUGUCUUAAGAGUUUCUUCGUCUUGAUGUAAAGGAAGUAAUAUUGCUAGUAUUAGAGAUUCAUUUGGAUUGGCCAUAGGUUAAGGGUUGGAUGCAACUUAAACCUCCACAGCCUGAAUAGAUAUUUCUAAGCAGUCUACUACAGAUAAGACAAAAAGGAGAUGCAUUCAAAUGUUAUCAGAUAUCCUAACUGUGAUGCCAGUCCACAUUGAUCCCUAGCUGGAUUAUUGACUCACUAGAAUCACUGACAAUGGAAUUCCAAUAGACUGCUACUUGGAUGAGGAGGAGGCCUGGAAAACUUGUUACUGUAGGUGGAAUUGACACAGGUGUUCUACUGUGGCAUUCAGUGAUGUUGCCUAUUUGUCUGUUCAGUAAAAGUUUAAAAUAUUUGGAUAGUUAUCCUCAAAACAAUGGUAUGGAGCUGUCCAAUUUUGUCCCUUUUCCAUUGGGGACAUGCAAUAGGUUACUGCGCAAAUAGUGCUUGGCUUGGUGUUACUGGGGCCAUUAGUGUUGCUCGCCUCCUUGAAGGCUUGGAGUGGCUGUCAUGGACAUGAGGAUUUCACCUGAAGUUGGAGCCCUUUUGGCAAAAGAUCACAUGCUGUACUACAGUACAGAGCUGGUAAAAUUGUAAAUAUUGCAUUAAAGUACAUGAACUAAAUUUCUUGUAAUACUACUGUAAUUGUUACAGAAUGUACUGUAUUUUCAAAUGCAAUAAAUGCAGUAAUAUGCAAACCCUGUACAUAA